Trypanosoma conorhini is the source of this 699-nucleotide messenger RNA. Its product is annotated as tubulin-specific chaperone. The coding region runs from base 1 to 699 and encodes 232 amino acids. Gene Ontology annotation, molecular function: alpha-tubulin binding; microtubule plus-end binding. The record is from RefSeq and is a predicted model, not a curated record. Gene Ontology annotation, biological process: post-chaperonin tubulin folding pathway; cytoplasmic microtubule organization; tubulin complex assembly. Gene Ontology annotation, cellular component: nucleus; microtubule plus-end; cytoplasm. The transcript has a single exon. NCBI's taxonomy places the organism in Eukaryota, Euglenozoa, Kinetoplastea, Trypanosomatida, Trypanosomatidae.
AUGACUGUCGUGCGGGUGUCGCUCACGCACUCAUCGAGUGGAAUGCGCGUCCCCGAGAAGCGAUACGACCUUGCACAGACGAUUGCGAGCGUUAAGGCCAAUAUUGCCACACACUUUGCCACACCUCCAGACCAAAUGCAGUUGCAGCUUCUUGACGACCGCGGCGUCAAGGUGGAGUCAAACAUGGCAGAUGACAAGCAGCUAGGUUAUUACCAAUGCCGGGAUGAUUUCGUCAUCCACGUAGUGGACCUUCGUCCGGCGCAGCAAAUAGCAAACUUUGAGGAUCUCACCCAGGUGGAGAAGUACGAGAUAUCAGAAGAGGCAUACAGCAAACGGGAGGACAAUGCCAGAGCUUUUCGCCAGCUCAUGAUGGCGCGACAACGUGAGGAGGCGGAAAAGGCUGGUGUUCCCGCUACAAAGGAACUGGACGCAGACAGCUACAAGAAAGCGGCGGAGGCAAUCCACGUUGACGAUCGUUGUCAGUGCCAACCUGGAGACCGCCUGGGAACGGUCCGCUUUGUUGGCCGUGUUGCAACGCUGAAGCCAGGCUAUUGGGUUGGUGUCGAGUUUGAUGAGCCUGUGGGGAAAGGUGACGGCAGCGCCAAGGGGAUGCGCGUGUUUCAGUGCCAGCCGAACUAUGGCGGGUUCUUACGCCCCGACCAGGUGACUGUGGGGGAAUUUCCACCAGAGGAAUUCUAG